AUGGGUGCCCGCUACACUGGAAAGAUGAUACAGAAGCUGACGUUAUCUCUACUUCCCCUUCGCACUAGUACAUUGAGCGGCAGCGCUGGAGUGAAGAAGAAAGUGGAGCAGGAACUCGAGACGGGAGAAUUGCAGCUGCGUGUGUCUGAUGAGAAGGCCAAGACUGCGCUGGAGAACAAGAUUUCCGUUGAGAUCGAAGGCGCUGCUACUAUAAUUAAUCAUACGCUCGGCGCCACGUUGUUUCACGAG
This is a messenger RNA of Phytophthora nicotianae INRA-310, 249 nucleotides long. RefSeq lists its product as hypothetical. The annotation marks the transcript as partial. NCBI's taxonomy places the organism in Eukaryota, Oomycota, Peronosporomycetes, Peronosporales, Peronosporaceae. The transcript is spliced from 2 exons. The record is from RefSeq and is a predicted model, not a curated record.